UUAGAAAAGCAGCAGCGGAGAGUCGCAGCCAGUGAGUCUGGCAGCUGGGAAUGUGAAGGUUUCAACACAGACCGCUAUUUUCAGGACUCGGGGACGGUAGCAGGGCUGGCAAGGGAGCGCUUCUGCCCAGAACUGGACUCUAGCCAGGACGCUGACUUGAUAUCCAAAGGGGGCGACUACGGUUUUCCAGUCCGGGGUGUCGGGUGCUCUCGGACCGCAGCAAAUGGUCCGGGGACAGCCUCACUACGGGGCUACAAGCUAGAGGGACCCAGCAGGAGCUCCGUGUUUGUGCCCCCCCUCCGGACCGUGUACUGACACCUCAACCCUCCUGCGCGCUCGGUUCCCCGGGUUGAAGAUGCAGUGAAGCGCGCCCCCUCCCUAUCUGCUGCUGGGUCGGUGUAAUUUGAAUGAAGUGAAACGUUAAAUGCGCCUGUUUCGCCGGAACGCGGCGAUGGAGUGAAAUCUGCGGCGGGGGGGCGACCGACACACAACCUGCCGCGAUCUCCUGCGUGUAAAUAAAUAAAUGAUAGAGGAUACGAUGACCCUGCUGUCCCUGCUAGGUCGGAUCAUGCGUUAUUUCCUACUCAGACCGGAGACCCUGUUCCUGCUGUGCAUCAGCCUGGCUCUAUGGAGCUACUUCUUCCACACGGACGAGGUGAAGACCAUCGUCAAGUCCAGCCGGGAUGCGGUCAAGAUGGUCAAGGGGAAAGUGGCGGAGAUGAUGCAGAACGAGCGCUUCGGCGGACUGGACGUCCUGGACGCGGAGUUCGCCAAGACCUGGGAGUUCAAGAGCAACAACGUGGCCGUGUACUCCAUCCAAGGCCGGCGAGACCACAUGGAGGACCGGUUCGAGGUGCUCACCGACGUCGUCAACAAGAGUCACCCGUCCAUCUUUGGGAUUUUUGACGGCCACGGGGGAGAGGCUGCUGCUGACUUUGCUAAGGCCCACCUGCCAGAGGCUCUGCGCCAGCAGCUACUGACCUAUGAACGUGAGAAAGAGCGCGACCGGGAAAAAGACAAGGAGAAAGACGAGAAAAAGGAGAGAGUCAGCCUCUCCUAUCCGUCCAUCCUGGAGCAGCAGAUACUGACGCUGGACAGAGAAAUGCUGGACAAGCUCUCUGCCAAUUACAACGAAGCAGGCACUACAUGUCUGGUGGCGCUGCUGUCUGAUAAAGAGCUAACGGUGGCUAACGUUGGGGACUCGCGCGGAGUGCUUUGCGAUAAAGACGGCAACGCCAUUCCCCUAUCCCAUGACCACAAACCCUACCAGCUCAAAGAACGCAAGAGGAUCAAGAAAGCCGGUGGUUUCAUCAGUUUCAACGGCUCGUGGCGCGUCCAGGGCAUCUUGGCCAUGUCCCGUUCUCUGGGCGAUUACCCUCUGAAGAACCUGAACGUGGUCAUCCCCGAUCCCGACAUCAUGUCCUUCGACCUGAACAAGCUGCAGCCGGAGUUCAUGAUCCUGGCGUCGGACGGCCUGUGGGACACCUUCAGCAACGAGGAGGCCGUCCGCUUCAUCCGGGAGCGGCUGGACGAGCCCCACUUCGGCGCCAAGAGCAUCGUCCUGCAGUCCUUCUACCGCGGCUGCCCCGACAACAUCACCGUCAUGGUGGUGAAGUUUAAAGGCAAGGCCAGCGAGAAGUAGACCGUGUGUCUACCAAGCACAGUAUCUAUAUCAUGUUUAAAUAAGAUGGAAGAUCAAAAAACAACAACAACAACAAAAAAAAAAAAACGCCUUUUGAGCGAGGACUAUUUCUAUUGCAGAUAUUUACAGCAGUUUGCCCUUCGAUGCAUCAAACCCCAUCCCCGCCCCUCUUUUACUUUUACUGCUAUAAAAGUGAAUGAAAACGUCUUUCAUUUCGGCUUAGCCAUAUCUUUGAGACACCGUAUUGUGAGCUGGGUCACUGUUAUGCAAAUAAACAGAUUUAGCUUCGUGCAGCUGUGGGUGCGUCCAGGAGUCUGCACACGUUUGUUUGUUUGUGUGCGUGUGUGUGUGUGUGUGUGUUUGAGAGAGUGGGUGAGAGGUGAAUCCAUGAUGGACGUCUUCUAUUUGUGAUAAAGUUGCACACAAGUCAGACGUCAACAACCAGUUCGUUGUCCAGCCAUCAAUGAGAGAUCUAAAGACUGUGUGAUAGCAUGGAGUUUCAUGUCCGUAUUGUUUUAAAUGUGUUGUCUUCGACUCGUCGUCUGCGUGACCACUAAAUUUUUGUUUGUUUUUUCUAACUCCACCUUGUCUAAUCGUGUUGACGAAGUGACGCGCUGCAAAUUCAGUCUUUUAACAUGGUGUCAGGUUAUUUAAGCGUGAAUUCGCACGUCAAUAAAAUAAUAAUAUACCGAUGCUUCUUAAAUUACAUGCAUACUGUACAGCAAUUGAGCAGAGCAGAUCACACUUGCUGAACUUGGGAAGUCUUGACGUAUGAACGGGCGACUUGUUUUUCUCUUCAGUUUCCACAUUUCAUAAGUUUAGUUCUCAAGUGUCUAAAAUGUGACCGUUUCUGUUCUGAUGACGUCUCUGUCUGUUUUGAUGGCUUAUAAGACUUUUUUUUUGAGCCGAUGUAACAUGAUCUGUGUAACUACUAAUAAUGUAAUAACUGUUGGAUAAUAUUGUAGCUUGUCAAAGUGUGAUGAAAUGUCCCUUUAAACGAGUAUAACUUUCCACGUAAUGGAGCGAUGACGCAGAACAUCUCAUUAUGACUAACUGCUAAUCAUGAGUUCAUAAUGUUUGUCACGUGUUAUUUGAUACAAUAACUCUGUUCAUUUAAAAGAAAGUUUUUUAACGCGUAAUAAUUGAUUUAACGGUAAAUUAGAGUUGUGAUAUUUAGAGAUUAAUAUCACCAUGUUAUAUUUACAACCCUCCCUAAAAGAUAUUGACAUGCUAUUCCUUUAUCUGACUUUUCUUACAUUGCCUGUGAUAUAAAUAGACUUAAUUUGACGACUUACUGUUAUGACAUCAUCGUCUUCUAACUCCAUGUCAUCUUCACUAAGACAAAAGUCCUUCGUGCUGUUUGCUCUACGUUUUUUCUGAACUGUAACUCAAAAUGUAUCAAGCCUCUGAAUGAGUUAAUGUUGCCUUAUAUUUUUAACUUUUCAUUUCCUGUUAUGAAGUCUGCUGCCAAAACUACUUCUCGGUUUUUUUGAUGUAACGCAGUCGACUGUACAGUACCAUGCACAAUGCACGACCUCAGUGUCCCCACCUUAUUAAUUCAAACGUAGAAUAGCAUCGCUGAGAAAAAUGUCUCCGAGAGACAUGAAGCUGUAAGAUGAAUGUAUAUAUACUGUCCUCAUGUUAGUGUCACCCUCCUCCAACUGUUUAAUGCGCGCCUGUUCCCGAAUCGUUUUAACUGCAGAGAUAUAUACCGGAUUAAACCGUUUGUGCUUUUUCAGUUCACAUUCUCCCUUAAAAAUGUACAUUACAGAAUGUUUAUGUGGCAUUUGUACUUGUUUUUUGUUGACUUUAAUAAACUGUACAAGAAAAGAAUUCAGAAAUUUUAAAAUGUAAAUCACAAAUGUAACAUUAAAAUGAUAAAUGAUCAUGACA
Messenger RNA from Mugil cephalus (flathead mullet), 3535 nucleotides. RefSeq names its product protein phosphatase, Mg2+/Mn2+ dependent, 1Lb (gene ppm1lb). Gene Ontology annotation, molecular function: protein serine/threonine phosphatase activity; cation binding. Bases 524 to 1642 code for a protein of 372 amino acids. The transcript is spliced from 4 exons. The record is from RefSeq and is a predicted model, not a curated record. Lineage: Eukaryota; Metazoa; Chordata; Actinopteri; Mugiliformes; Mugilidae. Gene Ontology annotation, biological process: protein dephosphorylation.